UUUAUAGAAAGUGAGCAAGCCGAGUUCCUACUAUGUUCUGUCGUUUGAUAGAGAGAGAGAGAGAAAGCUUCAUCUCCAAUCUCCAUCAUUAUCUCCUUCCUCUCUCCUCCUCCUCUUCUUCGUAACACACAUUGACUCUCAAAAAGUCUCCCCAUAACACAUCAAACCAGAGAAUUUCACUCACACCAUUUCCUUCCUCAGAUUCAAAAAUCAACAACCCGAUGGACAAACCGGAUCCUCCACCGAAUCCAAAUGCGGAUCCCGUCCCCUCCUCCUUCCACCGCCGAUCUCGCUCCGACGACAUGUCGAUGUUCAUGUUCACGGAUCCGCUCUCCUCCGCAGCUCCGCCUUCUUCCGACGACCUUCCCUCCGACGACGAUCUCUUCUCCUCCUUCAUCGACGUCGACAGCCUCUCCUCGAAUCCGGAUCCCCCGAUCUCCUUCCCAGAUCCCUCCCCCGCCGUUCCUCCGUCGUCCUCGUCUCGACCUCGCCACCGUCACAGCAACUCCGUCGACGCGGGAUGCGCGAUGUACGCCGGGGACGAGAUCAUGGACGCGAAGAAAGCCAUGCCUCCCGAAAAGCUCUCCGAGCUCUGGAGCAUCGAUCCCAAACGCGCCAAAAGGAUCUUGGCGAAUCGACAAUCUGCAGCGCGUUCGAAGGAGAGGAAAGCAAGAUACAUUCAGGAGCUUGAGCGUAGAGUUCAAUCUCUUCAAACUGAAGCCACCACUCUCUCUGCUCAGCUCACUCUCUUCCAGAGAGAUACAAAUGGACUUGCUAACGAGAACACAGAGCUGAAAAUGAGAUUACAAGCAAUGGAGCAACAAGCUCACCUUCGUAAUGCUUUAAACGAAGCAUUGAGGAAAGAAGUGGAGAGGAUGAAGAUGGAAACUGGAGAGAUAUCUGGAAAUUCAGAUUCUUUCGAUAUGGGGAUGCAGCAGGUUCAGUAUUCCCCUUCCACGUUCAUGGCGAUUCCACCGUAUCAUCAUGGCUCAAUCAACAACGGCCAAGAUAUGCAGCAGAUGCGAGGAUUCAAUCAAAUGUCGAAUUCUCAGAGCGUAUCCGAGUUUCUGCAGAACGGGAGAUUGCAAGUGCUAGAGAUAAGUAGCAAUAAUAGCUCAGGCUUGGUUAAAUCUGAAGGACCUUCGCUCUCUGGUAGUGAGAGUAGCUCUGCUUAUUGACAAAAGACCUUGGGGGGGGGGGAUGAGAAUACAUGUGUUAUAGGCUUUUAGAUUCAUUUGAUUUGAUUCACUUUUCGAUUAUUUACCAAUUCUUUAUUUAUGGAAGUGCCAAAGGCUUUAAAUUGUGUUGGUUUUUGUGUUGUUGAAUUCGUUGUUGUUGUGAGUUUCAUCGAUUUGCUACUCUCAUUGUUUGUUUGUUCAUCAAGGAACAUGGAGAUUCUUAAUAAAAGUUCGUUGGUUGCA
Brassica napus (rape) is the source of this 1421-nucleotide messenger RNA. RefSeq names its product transcription factor RF2b-like. The transcript has 4 exons. Gene Ontology annotation, cellular component: nucleus. Gene Ontology annotation, molecular function: DNA-binding transcription factor activity. The coding region runs from base 222 to 1178 and encodes 318 amino acids. NCBI's taxonomy places the organism in Eukaryota, Viridiplantae, Streptophyta, Magnoliopsida, Brassicales, Brassicaceae. The record is from RefSeq and is a predicted model, not a curated record. Gene Ontology annotation, biological process: regulation of DNA-templated transcription.